AUGCUUCGCACUUCCAUCAUCAAGAGCGCGCGCGCAAUCGCCGCCCCCCGCUACUUCUCCGCGUCUGCUCUGCGCCUAACAGAGGGAGCUACCGGCUCUGGGGCCUCAAGACCCACGGGCAUGGCUGGCGGUGACGCCUUUACCAAGCGCGAGGCUGCCGCCGAGGAGCUCUACAUCCGUCAAGAGGAGAAGGCCAAGCUUCUGGGCAUCAAGGAGAAGCUCCGACAGCAAAAGAAGCACAUGGACGAGCUGGAAAAGCACAUUGACGAUGUCAUCAAGGAAUCUGAGGCUUCCGGCCAAGGCGAGCAGAAGUAA
Messenger RNA from Exserohilum turcica Et28A, 315 nucleotides. RefSeq lists its product as uncharacterized. Bases 1 to 315 code for a protein of 104 amino acids. Gene Ontology annotation, cellular component: mitochondrion. The transcript is spliced from 4 exons. Gene Ontology annotation, biological process: negative regulation of ATP-dependent activity. The record is from RefSeq and is a predicted model, not a curated record. Lineage: Eukaryota; Fungi; Ascomycota; Dothideomycetes; Pleosporales; Pleosporaceae. Gene Ontology annotation, molecular function: ATPase inhibitor activity.